Loxodonta africana (African savanna elephant) is the source of this 1201-nucleotide messenger RNA. It is a transcript of the gene MRPL28, whose product is annotated as mitochondrial ribosomal protein L28. The record is from RefSeq and is a predicted model, not a curated record. The transcript has 6 exons. The coding region runs from base 130 to 900 and encodes 256 amino acids. Gene Ontology annotation, molecular function: structural constituent of ribosome. Lineage: Eukaryota; Metazoa; Chordata; Mammalia; Proboscidea; Elephantidae. Gene Ontology annotation, cellular component: mitochondrial large ribosomal subunit.
CAGUCAGUGGCGGGCUGCCGUGCGCGGCUUCCGGUUCCGGCGGCGCACAGGGUGGUGUGCGAGCGCGAGCAGCUGUUGGGGUCUGUGGCUGGACAUAGGGGUCGGUUUGGCAGGCCGAGCCUCGCCGCGAUGCCCUUGCACAAGUUUCCCGUCCACCUCUGGAAGCAGCUCCGGGUGCGUGAAGGCAUCUACUCGCGCCUGCCCCAGCACUACUUGCGCUCCCUGGAAGAAGCGCCCACCCCCACUCCCGUCCACUACAGGCCCCAUGGGGCCAAGUUCAAGAUCAACCCCAAGAACGGGCAGCGGGAGCGCGUGGAGGACGUGCCCAUUCCCCUUUACCAUCCCCCCGAGUCCCAGCUGGGGCUGUGGGGAGGCGAGGGCUGGAUCAUGGGCCACAGAUAUGUCAGUAGCCAUAAGCGCUCUAAGAGAGUGAAGAAGGUCUGGAAGCCGCAGCUGUUCCAGCGUGAGCUAUACAGUGAGAUCCUGGACAAGAAGUUCUCUGUGACUGUGACCAUGAGGACGUUAGAUCUCAUCGACAAGGCCUAUGGGUUUGACUUCUACAUCCUCAAGACCCCAAAGGAGGACCUGUGCUCCAAAUUCGGGAUGGACCUGAAGCGCGGAAUGCUGCUGCGCCUUGCCAGGUCGGACCCACAGCUGCACCCAGAUGACCCAGAGCGGAGGGCGGCCAUCUAUGAAAGGUACAAGGAGUUCACAAUCCCUGAGACCGAGGCAGAAUGGGUUGGUCUGACACUCGAUGAAGCUGUGGAGAAGCAGAGGCUCCUGGAGGAGAAGGAUCCAGUCCCUCUGUUCAAGGUCUACAUGGCCAAGCUGGUGGAGCAGCUUCAGCAGCAGGCACUGUCUGAGUCUAUAGUGUUGCAGAAGAAGGCCAUCGGGAAAUGAUGGGGCACUGUGGAGAGCCUGGGGGACGGCAGAGCCACCGUGGGCAGUGAGCGAUGCUGGCCUGUGCAUUGCAUUUGCAGUGUCGCUUCGGGUGGGGUGGUCUCUGGGGGCCGAGGAGUCUCUUAUUGCAGAAUCUUGGGAGCCCAAGCACUGGGCCUUCUUACUGCCUCUUGGUUCCUCCCGUCCCUGGUGAGGCCCAGCCCCUCUCUUCAGUAUCGGAGGCCCUGCCGUGGGUCCGCCAUACCCCAGGGCGCGCACCUGUGCUUGUGGAGCAAGAACAAUAAAGUCUGAACGGAGCAGA